CCGUACGACGCUCAUUUGUGGAAGCACUAUCGGGAUUUCCUCCUCCAAGAAUCUUUGCUCACUCACAAACCCCCAAGCCCAUAAACAAUCCGCAUCACGAAACAAAAACAUUCUCCCACCCUUCAUCUUCAUCUUCAACAUCGACCUCAAUCCACUCACUUUCUGCCGACAACGCACCCUUCUCGCCGUCGAAUCCCCCUUCCAACUCCUCCUCAUCAGCUUCAUGCAAAGUUUCAAGCCGACGCAUAUUGUCCUUCUUCUUAACCGUACCAUCGCCGACAUCCGUAAACCCACCACCAGUCACAUCAGAUCCUUCCGUUGUCUCACUCUUCGUAUCCCCCUCCUUCCCCCCAAUCUUAACAUUCAACCCCCGUAGCCUAGUAACUAACGCGUUAACCCUUCCAAUUUCGCUCCUGAGCACAUCUUCAGCACCCAAAAGCUUCUCGCUGUGCUGUCGGAGUGUGGCGUAGUGGCUGUUGAGACGGGAGCGAAGAGAGAGGAGAUUCGUUGCGGCGGUGGUGGACAUGGUGGUGUUGUUGUGGUGAGUGGGGCAGUUGAUAUGGGGGAGGGAAGAAGGGAAGAAUGGAGGUGGG
Messenger RNA from Wilcoxina mikolae CBS 423.85, 593 nucleotides. The record is from the annotation of a GenBank genome assembly. NCBI's taxonomy places the organism in Eukaryota, Fungi, Ascomycota, Pezizomycetes, Pezizales, Pyronemataceae.